Molecule: messenger RNA, 1755 nt
Organism: Melozone crissalis (California towhee)
Lineage: Eukaryota; Metazoa; Chordata; Aves; Passeriformes; Passerellidae
Product: acrosin-like
Exons: 8
Coding region: 1-1755 (584 amino acids)
Biological process (GO): proteolysis; acrosome reaction
Molecular function (GO): serine-type endopeptidase activity
Source: RefSeq, a predicted model, not a curated record
AUGCUGCUGCUGCUGUGCUUCCUCACGCUGCUGGCCACAUGCAGGCCUGUGCAGGCCACGUGGAACACCUGCGAAGGGAGCUGCGGAGUCCGGCCCUUGACUUCCGAUGAGGAACGAGGCAGGACACGCGUCGUGGGUGGCAAAAAUGCUGAGGUUGGGGCCUGGCCCUGGCUUGUCAGCAUCCAGGAUCCCUCGGUUUCAGGCACAGGGCAUCUGUGCGGAGGGUCCCUCAUCGGUACACGGUGGGUCCUCACGGCUGCCCACUGUUUUGCUGAGUCCAGGAACAUCAGCGCCAUGCGCCUGCUGAUCGGCGUCACCCAGCUGACAGAGCCGGGCCCUGAGGCCCAGGUGCGCCUGAUUAAGCGGCUGCUGAUUCACAAGGAAUACGAUCCUGCCGACCAGAGCAACGACAUUGCACUGCUGGAAAUGAGCGAGCCUGUCCAGUGCAACUCCCACAUCCAGCUGGUGUGUGUGCCCAAAGCCACGGUGAACGUGGCACAGCUGGAUACCUGCUAUGUCGCUGGCUGGGGUGCUACCACUGCAAGAUCUCAAAAAUCCAGCGAUAUCCUGCAGGAGGCCAAGGUCCACCUUAUCAAUGUCCAGAUCUGCAAUAGCAGUGAGUGGUACCAGGGGGACGUCCAUACCCACAACUUGUGUGCUGGCUACCCGGAGGGUGGCAUCGACACCUGCCAGGGUGACAGCGGGGGUCCACUCAUGUGCAAAGACAAGGACGCUGACUUCUUCUGGGUUGUUGGAAUAACCAGCUGGGGCAGAGGCUGCGCCAGGGCGAAACGGCCUGGAAUAUACACUUCUGUUCGGCACUUCUAUGACUGGAUUGCGCUCCAGAUGGAAAUGCUCCCACAGUCAUGGAAUCCUUAUCCAACCGCCUCACCACCCUGGACUCAUCCUACAAAUGCCCCAUGGCCCACUCAGAAGCCAUGGACGAGACCACCUACCACUCAGAUGCCAUGGACGAGACCACCUACCACGCAGAUGCCAUGGACAAGACCACCUACCACGCAGAUGCCAUGGACAAGAACCAUGCCCACUCCAAAGCCAAGUUCGUUACCCACACCAGUGGAAGAGAAUAAUAACUGCCCAUAUCCACUCAAGAAGCUGAUGGAAUUCUUCACUCAGAUACAGAAGCUUCUGAAGAACCUACAGGGGAUUCCAGACAGCAUUGCCUCAGCCUCCUCUGGCCGGGGCUGUGACCUGCUGGAGUCACUUGAGCUCAGCCGGGCCCAGAUAGACCCCGUGGCACUGCUGGACCUGGAGAGAGGUUUGCUUUUUCUUGUCAUAAACCUCUUCCUUAGCAGGAAGCUGUCAGGAGAAGGGGACGGAAGGAUCACAAACCCUCCCCCGCCCCAGCGCUCCCCACCAGCCGGGACCGGCCGGGGCCGCGCGGCCGCCAUCGCCGCGACAACGCUGCCCCCUGGCGGCGGGAGCGCGGGGAAUGCCUGGGGAUGGAUCCCGGGGGCCCGGGAAUGCCUGGGGAUGGAUCCCGCGGGCCCGGGAAUGCCUGGGGAUGGAUCCCGCGGGCUCGGGAAUGCCUGGGGAUUGACCCGCGGCCCCGGGAAUGCCUGGGGAUGGAUCCCGCGGGCCCGGGAAUGCCUGAGGAUGGAUCCCGCGGCCCCGGGAAUGCCUGAGGAAUGGAUCCCGGGGGCCCGCACGGAUCCGCCCGGGAGCGCGGGGAACGCGCCAUUCCUGCCCCGAGCCGCGCGGGCAGACGCCGCUGCCGGCAGCCGCUGCCUCUGA